AUGGCAUCCAAAAUCUCCGAUAUAGACACCACAACAGCCGAUCACCUCGAAUCGACCGAGAAGAAAGACCCCUAUGCAGCAGACCCAGGCAUUGAGAUCGACGAGGCAACAGAUAAACGACUGUUUUGGAUGAUCACUCGUCGUAUUUUGGUCAUUCAGAUUGUUACCUAUUUCUUCCAGUCACUUGACAAGGGCAUUUUGAAUUAUGCCUCUAUUAUGGGUAUUAAGGACGAUGCACAUCUGGUCGGACAAGAGUAUUCCCUACUAGGCACGAUUCUGUAUAUCGGCAUUCUUGUGGGCGAAUAUCCCCAGAAUCUACUGUUGCAGAAGUUUCCAGUUGCCAAGAUGCUGUCUGUUAAUGUAUUUAUUUGGGGUGCGAUCGUGGCAUGCUCGGCUGCAUCUACACGUUUUGGAUCGUUGAUGGCGGUCCGGUUUCUGUUGGGGUUCUUCGAGAGCUGUAUCCAGCCUGCGAUGAUGCUCAUAACAGCCAUGUGGUAUAAGCGAGAAGAGCAGUCUGUGUUGAACUCAAUCUGGUACUGCAUGACUGGAGUGCAAUUGAUGAUCGGUGGUCUACUGGCCUUCGGAACCUCCCAGUACGUAGGGGGAGUGAUAAAGAACUGGCAAUUGCUCUUCCUCGCUCUUGGAUGUGCUACAUGCGUGUGGUCGUUCUUUAUUGGGUUCUUCCUACCGGACAGCCCUCUGUCGGCAAAGUGCUACAGCGAAGAAGACAAGAAACUGAUGGUAGAGCGGGUACGACACAAUGAGACCGGAAUCGAGAACCGACAAUUCAAGAGAUAUCAAGUUAUCGAAACGAUCCAGGACCCUAUCGUCUGGUGCUGCGUGAUGCUUAUUCUCGUGGCCAACUUGGUCAUCGGUGGCCUAGGCGUCUUCUCUAAUUUGAUCAUCGAGCAGUUCGGCUUCUCUCUACUCCAGACCGAGCUAUUGAAUAUUGCCCAAGGCUCAUGGACAAUCAUCGUGAUGGUCGGGUCUGCAUGGUGCUCACAGCGCUUCCAACAGACGUGUUUAACCAUGAUUCUAUGGACCAUCCCAGCGAUCGUCGGUACCAUCGUCAUCCUCGUCGUAACACCCACAGCAUCCAACGCCGGCGGCAUGCUCAUCGCCUUCUACUGCACGCAGUUCUUCCUCGCCGAGGGCAACAUGAUCAUAUCCCUGAUCACCCGCAACACAGCCGGUCAGACUAAGAAAAGUCUCACCAUGACAUUCCUUUUUGUUGGUUGGGCGGUGGGAAAUCUCAUCGCGCCACAGAUCUUUCAGAGUUCUGACGCUCCGCGAUACUUGCACGGCUUUCUGGCGCAUAUUGUGAUUUAUGCUGUGUUUAUUGCCCUGACAGUCCUGACAAGGGUGAUCUUGAUGAGAAGGAAUAAGGCGAAGGUGAGUGAAAGCAGUGAUGUCUCGCAUGAGUUGGCGUUUCAGGAUUUGACGGAUAGGGAGAAUCCGAAUUUUCGGUACGUUUAUUAA
This is a messenger RNA of Aspergillus luchuensis, 1479 nucleotides long. RefSeq names its product putative MFS transporter. The transcript is spliced from 5 exons. Gene Ontology annotation, molecular function: transmembrane transporter activity. Lineage: Eukaryota; Fungi; Ascomycota; Eurotiomycetes; Eurotiales; Aspergillaceae. The record is from RefSeq and is a predicted model, not a curated record. Bases 1 to 1479 code for a protein of 492 amino acids. Gene Ontology annotation, biological process: transmembrane transport. Gene Ontology annotation, cellular component: membrane.